Molecule: messenger RNA, 3035 nt
Organism: Linepithema humile (Argentine ant)
Lineage: Eukaryota; Metazoa; Arthropoda; Insecta; Hymenoptera; Formicidae
Source: RefSeq, a predicted model, not a curated record
UUAAAUUAAAUAAAAUAAGAAACUGUUCUUUAGGCUAUAUAUAAAACAAAAAACUGUGCUUUUAAAUCAUGAUAUUAAGUAUUCGAUUCAUGAGUUAUAUUUACACUCACAUCGACAAAGAUUGAUGAUUAACAAGUUAUAUAAUGUGCGAGAAUUCUACGUUGAAAUAAGGCAAAAACACUUAUUGACGUAUUGCAAAAGGGAAAGGCAAUAGUGGCGUGCAAGUUAUAAAUAUAGCGGCACAAAUGCAAAUGUUCCAUUAUUGCUGCGUCAAUGAAGAUAACGUGUGCACAACUCGAUUUUUGAGGAUAUUCCGUGUUUUUUAUUUGACGUUAAAUACAAAAAGGAAUAGAUUUAUAAAGUGACAAAAUGGCAUUCAUAACGGCUUACUGGGGUCUGGACGGCAUAAUAGUUCUAGCGGCUAUUAUAACAGUUUUCUACCUCUACAUGAUUCGCAAUUUCAAUUAUUGGAAGAAACGAGGCAUUGUGGAAAUGACACCACCAACACCUUUCCUUGGCAAUUUCUCGGAUUGUCUACGUUUCAAGAAAGCACCGGCAGACUUUUUAAAAGAGCUCUACGACCAAGCGAAAGGCCUACCUUAUAUUGGUUUUUAUGUUUUGGACAAGCCCUUCUUGCUGAUUUGUGAUCGAGAACUUGUCAAGCAAAUUUUAGUGAAAGAUUUUAAUCACUUCUCUGAUCGAUACAUAGAAGCGGAUGAAAAUGAUCGUCUGGGAUGCGCCAAUCUCUUUUUGAUCAAAAAUCCAGCCUGGAAAUUGUUGAGGACAAAGUUAACACCAUUCUUCACGUCUGGUAAAAUGAGAAAAAUGUUUGAUUUAAUAUUACAAUGCGGAGAAAAUUUAGACGCGUAUCUUGAUAAAUCGGAAUUUGAAGAUAAUGGAAGCAUCGUAGACGUAAAAGAAUUAACAGCCAAGUUUACCACGGAUGUGGUAGGCAGCACCGCUUUUGGACUCGAAGUGAAUUCUUUCAAAUAUCCGGACGCUGAAUUCAGCAAAUGCAGAAGGAUGAUAUUUGAUUACAGUACUGUCCGCGCUUUCGAAUUGCUCAUGGUGUUUUUCAUUCCAAGUAUAGUUUCUUUAUUCAGUAUAAGGAUAUUUGGCAAAGAGCCUACUAUAUUUUUACGCAAGGUUUUCUGGGAGACCUUCACACAGCGAAUAAAUUCUGGCGUGAAGAGAAACGACCUCAUCGAUAUUCUUGUCAAAUUGAAGGAAAAUAAUGAAAAUCAGAAUACUGAAAAUUUCACAUAUGAUGGGGACGAUCUCAUGGCACAAGCGGCCAGUUUCUUCUCGGCUGGCUCUGACACCUCCGCAACGACGAUAGCUUUUGCACUAUAUGAACUGGCAGUAAAACCGGAAAUACAAAAUAGAUUAAGAGAAGAAAUUCUUCACGCGCUUGAUCAAUCUAAUGGAAAGAUUACAUACGAUAUGAUCCAAUCACUACCAUAUCUGGACAUGGUACUCUCGGAAACUUUGAGAAUGUAUCCGCCAUUGGGAUAUCUAAAUCGCGUGGCAAACAAAACUUAUAAAAUGUCGGAUUCUGAUCUCGUACUUGAAAAGAAUAUACCUGUUUACAUCUCGGCGCUUGGUUUACAUUAUGAUGCGGAAUACUUCCCCAAUCCGGAGCAAUUCGAUCCGGAGCGAUUUGAUGAGAAGAACAGACAUAACAGGCCGUCAUGCGUCUAUCUCCCGUUCGGCGAUGGCCCGCACUCGUGUAUAGGAAAUCGUUUCGCGCUUUUACAAUCCAAGCUGGGACUCAUUCAAAUUUUAAAGAAAUGUGAGAUAACACCGUGUGAAAAAACUACAAUACCAAUAAGAGCUGAUCCGAGGGCAGCCAUGCUGGCACCGUUAAACGGCGUAAUAUAUCUUAACAUACGAAAAAUUAACACCAAUACUAAAAUUUGACGUAAUAAAAUUGCACAGAUUGUAGUUAAAACAAAAGAAAUGUUAGAAUGCACUUCAAUUUCAAAUCACAAUUAAAAAAAUAUAUUUGACUUUAAACAAUUCUGCUGUGUUCAGAGUCAAAAUGUUUUUAAUUGUUAAUCGUUUUGGUCUAUAAUAAUAAUCUUCAUAAUUCUUAAAGUGCUACCUAGAAUCACUAGAAAUCUUGAAAAUAAUUUUUAUCAAUACUUUUGAAAAAAUUUAUUGUGGAACCUUAAGGGAAUCCUAGAGUCUGUUUUAACAGCCAGAUUUUAUAUUUUUCAAAAAGAUACAACUGUUUUUGGUUAUAAAUGUACUCGUAUUUAAAAAUGUACUCGUUUCAUGUGACUGCAUUAAUCUAGCUAUAAUUUUAAUAUAGAAGUAAAAUAAUACAAAUAUCUAUUUAUAUUUCAAAAGUUUUACAUAUUAAAACGUUAUGUUGUGUAAUAUAAAUCUUAAAAAUCAACAUUUGUUGCAAAACAUUCCGUGAUAAUUAUCCUACUGCAGUAUUCUACUUAAAUAUGUACAAGGCAUCAUAAUAAUCGCAAAGAUAAUAAUCGCAUUUCCUUUAAUCAUGCCGAAAACAAAAAAUUAAGAAUCACAUACAUACGUAUGUCUUUGUAACCUGUAAUUUUCGCACGUUUUAUUUAACUACUUUAGAAGUACUAAUUAUUUAAUUUUGCAGACAUAAUAACGUUAUGGCACGAUAGUAUGUAUAAUUAUUAUCAUAUAUACAUCCUGCGUGCAUUUAAGUAGAGUGUAAAUCUGUUUUGUUCUUAAUAAUAAACAAUAAAGAAGUUGAUUUUUAAUAUUUGCUUUAAAUCAGUCUAAUUGAGAAAUAAUCAAUGUUUUCGCAAAAAGGCGCUGUUUUGCAUAAAAGCUAGCCUUAUUGCAAAAAAAACUAAUUUCGCAAAAAGGCUAUGACAUAUGUACAAAUAUUAUAUAUUUUUUAUCAAAAAUUUGUUUACUUAUUACUAUUAUUUUUAUGCAUAUUAAUAUACUCUUCAUUAUAAAACAAUAUGUUCUUCUUGCAUAUUUAAUCGAUGUGUGAUAAACUGUAUUUAAUUCAUUGUAAUAAAAAAAAGAAAACUGCAAUAAAA